AUGACAAGUCUCAUUGACGCAUGCCAAGAAGGAAACCUUGCCCGCGUGCAGCAGUUGCUGUUGGACGGUGAUCCAAACAACGGAGGGCUAAAACCAGAUCCCAACGAACCAGAUGACCAGGGUCGAACGCCCCUGCUUUGGGCCUGUGCGAAGGGGCACCCACAAAUCGCUCGGCUGCUCGUUGACGUGAACGCUGACCCCAACAAGGCCUCACCUCUGAGCCUCAUGGCGCCGCUGUAUGUCGCGAGCAACCAAGGACAUGUUGCAAUCGUGCGAAUGCUUGUCGAGGCUGGAGCUGACAUCAGCCAAAUAGAGGGUGAUGGUGAGACCCCGCUGUUCGCGGCGUGUCGAGGAGGACAUGAGGAGAUUGUGCGGUUCCUUGCUGAGAAGGGAUCUGACGUCAGCCAGCCAGACAAUGACGGCACGACUCCACUGCUCGUCGCAUGUCACGGGGGCCACGAGGCAGUGGCGCGCUUUCUCGUCGAGAAGGGAGCAGGCGUCAACAGGGCCACGAACAAUGGCACAACACCCAUGUUCGUUGCGAGCCAGAACGGCCACGAGGAGAUUGUGAGGUUCCUUGCUGGCAAGGGAGCUGAUGUCAACAAGGCAACCGAAGAUGGUGCAUCACCGCUUCACAUUGCAAUCCAAAACGGCCAUGAGGGGAUUGUGCGGUUCUUGAUUGAAAAGGGAGCAGACAUCAACAAGGCGACCACUGAUGAAGCAACACCCAUUUUCGUUGCCAGCCAGAACGGCCAUCUUGGGAUUGUGCAGCUUCUUGCUGACAAGGGAGCCGACAUCAAGCAUGCGAUCGACGAUGGUGCAACGCCGCUAUUCAUCGCCAGCCAACGUGGUCACGAGGCUGUUGUGAAAUUUCUCGCUGAGAAGGGUGCCGACAUCAACCACGCAACCUUUUCGGAUGCAACGCCACUGGCCAUGGCAUGUCUCGAAGACCACGAGGAGAUUGCACGUUUCCUGAUUGAGAAAGGGGCUGAUGUCAACAAGCCCAUGGACAACGGGGCAUCGCCGCUGCUGACUGCCUGCUUCAAUGGCCGCGAGACAAUUGUGCGGCUGUUGGUCGAGAAAGGAGCCGACAUCCAUCAUGCAGACAACGAUGGCGGAACACCGGUGUUCAUUGCCAGCCAACAAGGGCACGAAUCGAUCUUACGAUUCCUCGUUGAACAAGGAGCUGGUAUCAUGCAGGCCACUGACGCCGGUGCCACGCCACUGUACAUUGCUGCCCAAAGUGGCCACGAGGAGAUUGUGCAGUUUCUCAUUCAGAAGGGCGCUGACGUCAACCAAGCGGACACUGAUGGUGCAACACCGCUGCGUGUCGCAAGCGAAGAGGGUCACGAGGCGAUCACUCGAUUUCUCGUUGAAGAGGGAGCCGACAUCCACCGCUCAGGAGAAGAGGGCGCUACACCGCUGUUCAUUGCAUGCCUCCAAGGCCACGAGGGAAUUGCGCGCUUUCUGGUCCACAAGGGUGCUGACAUCAACAAGGCGACAAACGACGGGUCAACGCCCCUGCUUAUUGCGAGCAAGAAUGGCCACGAAGACGUUGUUCGGUUCCUCAUAGAAAAGGGAGCUCUGGUCCACGAGGCCGACGACGAAGGAGCAACGCCACUACUUGUUGCAUGCCAACAUGGCCACGAGGGUAUUGCGCGAUUCCUUGUGGAGAAGGGCGCUGGCGUGAACCAGGCGAUGACCAUUGGUGCAACACCCCUCUUCGGUGCAAGUCAGAGUGGCCACGGGGAGAUUGUGCGUUUUCUCGUUGCAGAAGGAGCCAACAUCAACGAGGCCAGGAAUGAUGGCGCGACACCGCUGCUUGCUGCGGUUCAUCGUUGUCACGAUGAAGUUGCACAGUUUCUGAUCGAGCAGGGAGCUGCCAUCAACCCAACAACCGACCAUAACACAACACCACUGCUCCUUGCGAGCCACGCGGGUCAGGAGACGAUUGUGCAGCUUCUCGUGGAGCAUGGGGCUGAUGUCAACAGGGCAACGAAUGACGGAGCAACGCCACUACUUGUUGCAUGCCAACAUGGCCACGAGGGUAUUGCGCGAUUCCUUGUGGAGAAGGGCGCUGGCGUGAACCAGGCGAUGACCAUUGGUGCAACACCCCUCUUCGGUGCAAGUCAGAGUGGCCACGGGGAGAUUGUGCGUUUUCUCGUUGCAGAAGGAGCCAACAUCAACGAGGCCAGGAAUGAUGGCGCGACACCGCUGCUUGCUGCGGUUCAUCGUUGUCACGAUGAAGUUGCACAGUUUCUGAUCGAGCAGGGAGCUGCCAUCAACCCAACAACCGACCAUAACACAACACCACUGCUCCUUGCGAGCCACGCGGGUCAGGAGACGAUUGUGCAGCUUCUCGUGGAGCAUGGGGCUGAUGUCAACAGGGCAACGAAUGACGGCGUGUCGCCGCUUUGGAGCGCCUGCAUCAGCGGCCACGAGGCCAUCGUGAGGUUUCUGGUCGAGAAAGGAGCCAACAUCCACCAGGCUGCGAACAUGGGUGCAACACCGCUGUUCAUUGCAUGCCAGACAGGCCACGAAGGAAUUGUGCGAUUUCUCGUCGAAAAUGGCGCCGAUGUGAAGCAGGCAACAGAGGACAAUGCAACGCCGCUGCAUACUGCAUGUAUCGAUGGCUACGUGGGGGUUGUGCAGUUUCUCAUUCAGAAGGGCGCCGACGUCAACCUAACGGACAAUGACGGACAAACACCGCUGUCCGUCGCGAGUUUGAACAAUCACGCUGACGUUGCGCAGGUGCUCAUUCAGAAGGGCGCUGACGUCGACAAGGCGAAGAAUGAUGGUAAGACGCCGCUGCAUAUUGCCAGCUCUGAAGGUCACGCCGAGGUUGUUCGCCUGCUGCUUCAAUCAGGCGCCAAUGCAGCCGCCAAGCAUCCGGAGACUGGCCACACUGCUCUUGACUUCGCGCGCGAGGAAGAGCAUGACGACAUUGUUGCCAUUCUUUCCACGCCACAAGUAUCGUCAUCGCGUACAUUCCGCGUGGCCCGCUGA
Molecule: messenger RNA, 3006 nt
Organism: Salpingoeca rosetta
Lineage: Eukaryota; Choanoflagellata; Craspedida; Salpingoecidae
Exons: 30
Coding region: 1-3006 (1001 amino acids)
Molecular function (GO): protein binding
Source: RefSeq, a predicted model, not a curated record